Messenger RNA from Synchiropus splendidus (mandarinfish), 2572 nucleotides. It is a transcript of the gene slc5a8l, whose product is annotated as solute carrier family 5 member 8, like. The record is from RefSeq and is a predicted model, not a curated record. The coding region runs from base 439 to 2241 and encodes 600 amino acids. Lineage: Eukaryota; Metazoa; Chordata; Actinopteri; Syngnathiformes; Callionymidae. The transcript has 15 exons. Gene Ontology annotation, cellular component: membrane. Gene Ontology annotation, biological process: sodium ion transport; propanoate transmembrane transport. Gene Ontology annotation, molecular function: organic acid:sodium symporter activity.
CGACUACUGAGUAACCAGGAGUUUUUAAAAGGCCCCUUCUCCACAGGCGGCCUCAUUGUGUGAUGAAAGAGCAGCUUGGACCACAGGUGAUUUAUUUUUACACCUUUAUGACUAACAUCAGCACCUUCUGUCCUUGAUGGAUUAUUAACUUGAGAAAUGAUCUUUAUUAUCAAGCGACCGCAUUCAGUGGGAGUAGGUGCUAGUAAAGAGCGAACGGAAGUCAAGGUGUUGCACUUUUUAUCAGUCAGAGCAGAAUCUGGACUUGUAACCGGACUCACUACUUGAACUGUCCCUGGACCUGAAGAGCAGUAGCCUUUUAUUUUUUCAGUCUGAGGUUCUGUGAGGUGAAUUUUGAAGUGUCAAUAUGUAUAACAGGGAUUUAAGGAUGUGCUAAGUGGGACCUGCUGAGUCGCUAGUAGUUGCUGGACUGUGUGAGCCAUGGUUGGUACAGGUGGCCCGGUGGCCACUUUCUCAGUGUGGGACUAUGUGGUGUUCGCGGGGACGAUACUGGUGUCUGCGGGCAUCGGCCUCUUCCAGGCCAUACGAGGACGUAAGGAGACAAGCAGCGCAGAAUUUUUGUUGGGCGGCCGGCAAAUGACGGCGAUCCCUGUGGCCAUGUCGCUCACCGCCAGCUUCAUGUCCGGCAUCACGGUCAUCGGAACACCGGCGGAGGCCUACAACUUUGGAUCAGCCUUCUGGCUUUUCGGCUUUGCCUACGCCAUAAUGUCAACCGUUACAGCUGAGGUCUUCGUGCCCUUCUUCUACAGACAGGGGAUCACCAGCGCUUAUGAGUAUCUGGAGAGACGCUUCAACAGGCUCAUUCGAAUAAUCGGAACAUCAAUGUACAUUGCACAGACGAUCCUGUACACCGGAUUGGUCAUUUAUGCACCAGCUCUAGCUCUCAACCAAAUCACUGAACUUGAUCUCUGGGGAGUGCUGGUUGCGACUGGAGCGGUCUGCAUCAUCUACUGCACUCUGGGUGGACUUAAAGCGGUGAUCUGGACAGACGUGAUGCAGAUGGUGACCAUGCUGGCAGGUUUUGUGGCUGUUAUAGCGAGGGGGGCCGUACUGCAGGGGGGCCUCACUACUAUCUGGGAAGAUGCGCGUGAAGGAGGACGACUUGAUGCAUUCGAUUUUGAUCCAGACCCUUUAAAGCGACACACUUUUUGGACAAUACUGAUUGGAGGAACUGUUAUGUGGACAUCUAUAUACGCCAUCAAUCAGUCUCAGGUGCAGCGCUUUAUCUCCUGCAAAACACUGGGCCAUGCCAAGAUGUCUUUGUAUCUGAACAUGGUGGGUCUGUGGUUGACUGUGAGCCUGGCGGUGUUUUCUGGACUCACCAUGUACUCCAUUUACAAAAACUGCGAUCCACUUACAAAUGACGAUGUAAAAUCUUCCGACCAGCUGCUUCCUUACCUUGUUAUGGAUAUAUUGGCUGAUUACCCAGGAAUUCCUGGACUGUUUGUGGCAGCAGCAUAUAGCGGAACCCUGAGCACUGUUUCUUCCAGCAUUAACGCCCUUGUCGCUGUCACCGUUGAGGACUUUAUUUAUCCUGUGUGCAAAAAUCUCACACAAAGGCAGACAACAAUCAUGAACAUGGGCCUAAGUGUGCUCUUUGGUGCGCUGUGCAUCGGAAUGGCAGGGGUCGCUUCUGCAAUGGGGAGUGUUCUUCAGGCAGCCUUGUCUAUAUUUGGGAUGAUCAGCGGGCCCCUUCUUGGUCUCUACCUACUAGGCAUGUUUUUCCGAACAGCUAAUUCAAUAGGAGGACUGUCAGGGAUGAUCAUUGGUCUGGCGUUAACCCUGUGGGUGGGGAUUGGCGGUCAGCUCUACCCCCCGACAAGUGAUAAGACCAAUCCACUUGAAGUCAAAACCACAGGUUGCUACAAUAGCACGAGUCAGGACUUCACAACACCCGCUCCCGUGACUCUGACAACACAGGCUGAGUUCAGGCCAGCUUUGGCAGACUCCUGGUACUCUCUGUCUUACCUCUACUUCUCCCUGCUGGGUGUACUGACCACAAUAGCUGCUGGUCUGCUGGUGAGCAGCAUGACAGGUGGGUGCAAGCAAGAAAACCUGUCCUCCGAUCUGUUUGUGCAAAAAAGCGACCUGAUCAUAUUCAACUGUGGCAAAUCAAAGUCUGUGGACUUCACUGAAAAAGACCCAUUGGACUUCUACAUGUUUGAUGAAAUGUCCAGCACAAAUAAACUAAAUGUCCAUGCUGAGAAAAUGACCCGAUUCUAAAGGCUGGCACAACCUCCGCAUACCUGCAGCAGGUUUACAAGUAGAUUUGAAACUACUUAUGCAGAAUGACAUUAAUUACAUUAUUGCAAAAUGGAGCAGAAAUAACAAGAGCACACAUAUACUAUUUCAAUGAAAAGCUAUUGCACAAUUUAACUAACAAUACUAGACAGUAUUCUUCAUGUUGAAAAAUGUGUUGCACUCAUUUGCUGCAGCUCUCAGAAACUGCACUGCUGAGUUUUGUUAUUGAUCUGAGCACUGAUGUUCCUCGACAAUAUUUUUAUGUGCAAAUGUGUAACUCCUUUGUAAAUGGGAGAGCUGUUUGUUUGUAAAC